Molecule: messenger RNA, 665 nt
Organism: Mobula hypostoma (lesser devil ray)
Lineage: Eukaryota; Metazoa; Chordata; Chondrichthyes; Myliobatiformes; Myliobatidae
Gene: chchd1
Product: coiled-coil-helix-coiled-coil-helix domain containing 1
Exons: 3
Coding region: 30-404 (124 amino acids)
Biological process (GO): mitochondrial translation
Cellular component (GO): mitochondrion; nucleoplasm; mitochondrial ribosome
Molecular function (GO): RNA binding
Source: RefSeq, a predicted model, not a curated record
CGGGGCGUUUUGCGGCAGUGUGUCGGCUGAUGGCGGCGAGCGGAGGGAUGCAGGCCCGGGUGGCCCAGCUGCUGGUCGGCGGCGGGCGCGGCGGGGGGAAGCCCGUGCUGAGGCCCAGUAGACCGCUGGUACUCGCCGACGAGGUGGCGAACCGACGGAGCCGUAUGGGCGAGGCAACAUGUCUAACGGAGAUGACGAUAAUGAUGGCGUGCUGGAAACAGAAUGAUUUCAGUGAGGUAGCCUGUGCCAAGGAGAUCCAGGCAUUCCACCAGUGUGCAGCCAAAGCAGAGGCUGAACGGAGAGCAAAAGCAAACAUGGAUGGUGUGACGCAGAUGGGAUUUCUGACACCUAAACAAGCCACAAAGUUGUUGCAGAGAUUUCCAAACAAAACACAUGUCACCUAGUAUUCCGCGGGGAACCACACUGGGAUCGGAAAGGCCUUUAUACUCUUGUCUUUUUGACAGGCUUGCACCCAAAGGCUAUUAGAUCUGGGAACUGCAUCAACAUUUUACCUUUUUCUUUGAACUAAUUGAUGAACAAGGUCUGGGCAUGUACCCAGCUGAGUCUGUUGGAUAUUUAAUGUAUAAAUAUUCAAGAAAGUGGGUCUUGUUGGAUAGAAGACAAAUUUAUUGUAAUAUGUGAAAUACAAGUUAAAUUAUUUUAAA